Molecule: messenger RNA, 1825 nt
Organism: Ceraceosorus guamensis
Lineage: Eukaryota; Fungi; Basidiomycota; Exobasidiomycetes; Ceraceosorales; Ceraceosoraceae
Product: Phosphoenolpyruvate/pyruvate domain-containing protein
Exons: 7
Coding region: 128-1522 (464 amino acids)
Biological process (GO): oxaloacetate metabolic process
Molecular function (GO): magnesium ion binding; catalytic activity
Source: RefSeq, a predicted model, not a curated record
UCCUCGUCUUUCAUCGCACCAACAUUCGCGGUUCGUGAUUCUUCUCCCUACUGCGUCGAUCACAUUCAUCAUCUGCCAAUAGCGACCCCCGAGGAGAGCUUCGAGUUGAUGACAAUCGUGAACAACGAUGCUGUCCCGCCUCUCCCCGCGCACGCUCACGCUCACGCCCACGCGCACAUGGGUCACUGCGACUCUUGGUGCUGCAGCAGCAGCUCAGCAGCGCAUGGCGCCCUCCGUCGUUUCAUGGCAGGGCGCCGUGGGGACGAGGAUGAGCAGCUCAGUCACCUCACCGCGUGGCUGCGUGAGCAGCACCGCGAUGCAUCAGCCUCAGCCUCGCACCCUCUCAUUGCCUCGCGAUGCGCUGCGACUGCGACGACAGCCCCUUGGUGCAUGCAGCAGCGCCGUCCCGCGCCUCUCGCAACAUCGAAGCAUCAGCCAAGGCGAGGGGAAGGAUGGUGAUAGUGAUGCUGCUGCUGCUGCAAAGAAUGCCGCGUACGAUCCGAAAUGGCCGCCAGAAUCGCCUCCAGAAUCGCCGCCAGAAUGGCCGGAAGAAUGGCCAGCGCCGCGUCAACGCUUGGCUCUGCUGUACGUGCCUGGCAGCUCGCAGAAGAUGGUGGACAAGGCAGCAUCGUCGCAGGCAGACACCAUCAUCUUCGAUCUCGAGGACAGCGUGGCUCCCGAAGCGAAGGAGGAGGCCAGGAGAAUCGUGGCAAAGGCUUUGCAAGGCCCUUGCGGACAAGCGCAAGAAAAGGCUGUCCGCAUCAACUCUGUCCUCGGAGCGCGCAAGGAAUCGGAAAAGGAUCUGCAAGCCAUUCUGCCCUGUCCCGGUCUCGAUACCAUCGUGAUCCCAAAGGUCGAGUGGCUCUUUGACAUCUGCGAGGUGUCGCAGAAGGCACUCGAUCUGCGUCCAAAGCACCUACCUAGACUCCAGAUCAUUCUCUCUGUAGAGUCACCCGGCUCUCUGAUGAGGAUGGACUCGCUGCUGCGCAAUUUCUAUGAAGCCGAUGGUAAGCCUUUCAUAGGCGAAGUGUAUCCUCUUUUUCAUGAGGAGGGCAUUGCUGCCCUCUUGUUCGCCAGUGAAGACUACUGCGCGGCUAGCGGCAUCCAGAGGAGCCGCUCCAGAAAGGAAUUGCUGUUCCCCAGAGCGCACAUGGCCACAAUCGCAAAGGCGCAUGGCCUCGCAGCGAUCGAUAGGGUGUGCAUCGACUACAAAGACGAAGAGUAUCUUCGCGAGGAAUCGUUGGAAGGCCGUUCGAUCGGCAUGGACGGUAAGCAAGCUAUUCAUCCCUCUCAGGUCAAGGCCAUUCAGAAAGCAUUUCUGCCAAGCGAAGAGGAUAUCGAACGUGCCACGCGCAUUCAGGAGGCUUAUGAGUCGUCCAUCGCAGCAGGCGCGGGGGCAGUGGGUCUGAAAGAGAAAGAUGGGUCCACCAUCAUGAUUGACACUCCCAUGCUCUUGCAAGCACGAACGACCCUUCGCAAGGCACGCGCAGCAGGUCUCGAUGUGCCUGAUCCUGACGCUUAGUGUGCUCUUUGGGUAUUCUGCAUCCACGGUUUCUGGGCAGCCUGAAGAGCUUGCAGCUCGUCUGGCCCGCGGCUGAAGCCUCUGCUCUUGCCUCGUGGGUAUGGAAAGACGCGUCGCGCAAUGCUUUGUACAAUCUUAUACUUUCGCCGUGUACCAACACAUCCAUGUUUGAGGCGGACUUGGCAAAACCAUCACAUUGCUCGCUCGCGCUCAAUUUGUUGCCACCUCGUUCAGGUGUGAAGGCGAGCUAUCAUCUGCCCAAUGGUGAUUCCUAGCGUUGCUUCGUGUCAUUCCGGCUCAAGG